UCUUUUUCAUGUUGUUUUAUGAUGCAGGCUGAGGCCAAGCAGCCCCGUAAGCCUGCCCGUGCCCCUACACCUGAACCAGAGCCGGAACCAGAAAGUGAGGAGAGUGAUGUUGAGCUUGACAACACUGGUGUAGUUGAUGAUCCAGAUGAUUUCAUGCCUGAGUAUCCAAACAUGGAGAUUGACGUCACUGAGGAGAUGAUGGAUGACGCCAAUGAGAAGCGCUCCCAGGCCAUGUCUGCCAUGGGCGAUGGAAAUAUGGAUGAGGCCAUACGUUUGUUCACAGAAGCGAUCAAGAUAAAUCCGAAUUCUGCCAUAUUCUAUGCUAAAAGAGCAAGUGCUUACAUCCGCAUGAACAAGCUGAAGGCGGCCAUCCACGACUGUGACAAGGCUAUUGAAAUCAACCAAGACUCCGCACAGCCCUACAAGUUCAGGGGCAAGGCCAGGAAAAUGCUGGGCCAGUGGGAGGAGGCAUACACAGAUUUGGCCAUGGCAGAGAAACUGGACUAUGAUGAAGACAUACAUGAAAUGCUGAAACAGGUCAAACCCAAUGCAUUGAAGAUCCAGGAACACAAGCGUCGGUAUGAGAGAAAGGGCGAGGAGAAGGAACUGAAAGCUCGUAAGGAAAGGCUCAGGAAAGCCAAAGAGGCUCAGGAGAAGGCCAGACAGGAGCAGAGUCAGCGUGCAGGUGAGAACAUGGGAGGUUUCCCAGGGGGCUUCCCUGGAGCAGGGGGAAUGCCAGGGGGAUUCCCUGGUGCUGGGGGAAUGCCAGGGGGAUUCCCUGGUGCUGGGGGAAUGCCAGGGGGAUUCCCAGGUGCAGGUGGGAUGCCAGGGGGAUUUCCAGGUGGUGCAGGCGGUGCUGGAGGUGGUGCUGGUGGCGGCGCUGGUGGUAUGGGCGGAAUGGGUGGUAUGGGUGGAAUCCCCGACAUCUCCCAGCUUCUACAGGACCCAGAAAUACUCUCCGCAUUCCAGGACCCGGAGGUAUCAGCAGCAUUCAUGGACGUCAGUCAGAACCCGGCCAACAUUUCCAAGUACCAGGACAACCCAAAAAUCCAGAAGAUUAUUCAAAAGAUGUCAUCCAAGUUUGGGGGUGGGCCACCUCCUGCAGGUGGAGAAGGGGGCUCUCCUGGGGGACCUGGUGGGGCACCCAAACCACCUCCAUCUGCAGGUGCUGACCUCGGCGUUGACUAGAUGUAGGAUGGAAAUGGAUUUCUGUUUUGGAAGCAGUCAGUUCCAUGUGACGCAAGCGAUGUUCUAGUGUGUAUGUGACGAUGUGUGUUCUAUGUGGACUGCGACAGUCGUGCCAUGUGUCAUCAUUAUUAAACAUACCAUUUUGCAAAGUGUGUAACAUUCAAGUAUGAAUGUUUAUCUUUCCAAACAGGAAUUGAGUGUGGCUAUUUAACUGUCAGAAGGCAUAAAAAAAAAUUGUUAUUGAAAUUGUUUUGUAUUAAUUUAUGAUAUGCGUUUUAAGGAUCAAUUUUUUUUCUGUUUUAUCACAUUAAUGUGAAUUAUAUUGCAUGAAUUACAUGUAUUUUCUUUUCUGAUCAUGUUUGAUAAAUUUUUCCUGCUCUAUGUUCGUGUGACAAUGUUCAAUUUAUCUUUGAAAUGUUAAGAUCAAAACAAUAAAAGGUGACUCUUGAGUCUUGUUACCUGAUAUCAGAUCAAUCCUAUCAUCAUCAUUGCUUUACCUGAUAUCAGAUCAAUCCUAUCAUCAUCAUUGCUUUUAUGUUAGAACUAAUUCAGUUCAUACAGUUUAUUGUAUUUAAUAGAUUUUGUCAUAGAAAUAUUUCAGUUUUCAGAGCUUUUUUAUCUUCGCUAAUGAUUUAACUGUUACACACCAACAUAAUAUGCACAAGUACUUGUACAGCUGGUUUGUUCAUGCACAUUAAUACUGCUGUAGACUUACCAUUUGGAACUUAGUUGAAUGAAACAUCUGUAUGUACUUAAUUUUGCUUGAUUAAAAAAAUCCGUUUGACUCAAAAUUACUAAGCCUCAAAAAUUCACUUGAAGUAAAAACUUAUUAUGGGUGUUGGCACCUUUUAAACCUUUUUGAUCACAGCAUUAGAUGUCAUUGGUUGUACAAUGUAUUUCUUGUAUUUUAUUUACACUAGUAAAAUAAAACUUAUAUGCAGUCA
Mya arenaria is the source of this 2132-nucleotide messenger RNA. Its product is annotated as hsc70-interacting protein-like. NCBI's taxonomy places the organism in Eukaryota, Metazoa, Mollusca, Bivalvia, Myida, Myidae. Gene Ontology annotation, molecular function: Hsp70 protein binding. The coding region runs from base 19 to 1188 and encodes 389 amino acids. The record is from RefSeq and is a predicted model, not a curated record. The transcript is spliced from 10 exons.